Messenger RNA from Anopheles funestus (African malaria mosquito), 10640 nucleotides. Its product is annotated as pneumococcal serine-rich repeat protein-like. The record is from RefSeq and is a predicted model, not a curated record. Gene Ontology annotation, biological process: heterophilic cell-cell adhesion; establishment or maintenance of epithelial cell apical/basal polarity. Lineage: Eukaryota; Metazoa; Arthropoda; Insecta; Diptera; Culicidae. The transcript has 14 exons. Gene Ontology annotation, cellular component: protein-containing complex; plasma membrane. Gene Ontology annotation, molecular function: calcium ion binding. Bases 1410 to 6032 code for a protein of 1540 amino acids.
CAUAGCGCUCAGAGAUGACAGUUCUCUGGCAGUGUGUGUGCAUGUAGAGCAAGAGAAAAACGCAACCCCCCUAAAAUGUGAGUGAAAAUGGUGUAGCGAGAUGGUUUUGGUUGCUCGUGUGUAUGUGUAUUUGUGCUCGGAAAAUGAGAAUGUUCUCCAUCCUUGGUAGCUGUGUUUUCCAUCCGCAGCUUCACGGAGGAUGGUCUCUCUCGCUCUCUCUCUCUCUCCGGCAGGAUCCGAAUGUACGCUAAAACCAUGCAUUAUGCCUCACUCUCAGACAGGCAGGCUUGGUAGGCGUUAAACUUCCAGCACGGUCGCCAUAGUAGCUGCCAAAGGGGUGACACAACUGUGGAGCAGUGCUGCCAGUGGAGUUUGUUGUUUGUUUCGUAGCAAAAAAUAUGCUACGCAGUCGAGGCCACGACAGGAGAAGAACCCGUAACAUUCCAUCAUGGUCUCCCGGAGCGGUUGUUUCGGUUUUAAGGGCUCCCAUUUUCCUCUCGUAUGAGCAAACUGUGCCAGCGAUGGUAUGAGCGGCGUGUCGGUGAUGUUCUAGAAAAAAGAGACACCAGCUUCCUUCCCCGAGAUAGAACAGUGGAUGAUGUUUUUGGAGCCAUCGAUGGAGACGAAUGAUUCCAGCGCUCAGUUCGGUACAGCUUUUCACACCAUACGGAUGGUUGGAGAAAACUGCUUCAUCGGGAGUGCCAGAGCGUUGACGUUUAGAAAGAAAGGAAGCUAUUCUUAAAAGAGAAAAAAAACACAUCAAGCUAUUCCGACUUGAAAACCCAACAUCGCUACAGUGUGCUCAAGGGCGUGUGAGGUAAAGGCGAAUAAAAUAAAAAUAAAACAAAAAAGAAAGUGGCUGUGUGCAUCGGCACGGCACCCCGUGUGAGCGAUAGUGAUAUCGUAAGUGUGUGGGUGAAGCAAAAAUUGUGUUGAAAUCAAAAUGAAACAGGUGUAAAAAAAAGUGGAAGUGCAUAACAAAAACUCAAUUCCUUUCUCCGGUUGCGGAAUAAUAGAUGGAGGAACAUUGAUAAUUGCUGUAAUUUAUUGCUGUUCAAACAUUGACCACAAACACACACACACACAUACAUACACACGACCAGGAGCCCAGAGCUUUCGGUGCUUUCUGGCUGUAUAGCCAUUGAUUGUGGAGUAAACAACGGUACCUAAUAAAACAGCACAAUUGGACGGUUUUGUUUUGUACAAAGGAAGCAGUUUAUCCAUUGAAGCCUUACUUGAGGUUUGAAAGCUAUCAAAUCACCGAAUGAUUCAGUGCAUCCUCAACCAGUACUCUGAAGUGUCACCUGAAGGGUAAAAAUCAACCCCAACAAACAUUACCGGUUAGGAGCAUCAAACACAGACCGGCACAUAGCACUUUCGCAGUCCCACCAGAUCUGAAGCCCUGCAAGAUGAAUCAACGUGCAAUUGCCCUGUGCCUGACACUCCUGGCACUUGGUGUCACAGCAGGUCCAACCCCUGACCAAGCUGCAACAGGGAAGGAUGUUGAAGCAUUGUUGACUACCGUUUCUUCCGGCCUCUCUUCCGAAGAACCGACAGAAAUGGCGCUAGUCGAAACCGUGUCUUCGUUCACGCAGCCUGCUGUCGAAGACAGUCAAACGGAAGUGUCAUCAUCAUCUUCAUCAUCGUCAGCUACUCUGUUAUCGUCACCGGCAUCAGUAAACGUGCCUGUGGACGAACCGGCGCAAUCUAUGGCAUCGUCUUCGACGCCCUCAAAGGUGCCGUCAGCAUCAUUUCCGUCACCAACACCAUCGGAAGCGCCACUAAUGGCGUCGAGCACAAUUGUCUCUAGUGGUCAAACACCCACUGGCGAGGGUUCGCUUUCGGUUAGCGCCACAGGAACCCUGUCGCCGGAAACAAUGGCAACAACAGAAGUUCUCACGGAUGCACCAAAGCCGCUAGAGAGUAUCACGAGUACGGUUUCUGAUGGCACUCCGGAGAGCGAUGGUGACGAUAAGAAAGCAUCUGACCUCGAACCAGAGAGCGAGACGCCGGUGAUUAGCUUUGGCAUUCGAUUAUUUACGGUAGAGGUGGCCACCGGUACGGAGCGGGCAAGUGAUGAUCAAACCGACCUGUCUAAUGCAACACAGGCCCAGGAAAAUGUUACUAACAAAAACCCUGCUUCUAAUGAGGAUGGCGCAGAUCUGGUAGACACUACCGUAUCAUCGGCCUCUUUGUCUACUAGCGCCGUUUCUACCGAUGGCUCGAGGAAGGUAAACGGUCCGGAAAAUGUGGAUGGUAGCGCCAUAUCCACUACAACAAACGGUCAAUCAACCGUUACGAUCAAUACGCAGGUGAUGAGCAACGGAGCUGCUGGUGGCGCAUACGAGUUUCCCGAGGACGCGCAAGAAGAUGCCUUCUCCAAUGAGAUACAUGUUGAACGGAACUUGAAAAACGGCCUUUAUCGAAUUAAGAUAGCCGAAAUAACGACGGACGAGUUCGACAACGGUCUGCGCGAAAACGAUAACGAAAAUAUGCUAAUGACGGAUACGAUGGGUUCGCAAGGGAAUCGCCAGCUACCUUUACAUAAAUCUGUCUAUCCAAGCAAGAUCAACAUUGACGAUUUUUACCCUUCGAAACUGGAGGACUUUAAAACGGAGCAGGCGCACCAGCAGUUAGGUGCCGAGAUGGAAAAACGGCUGAGGGAGAAAUCUAUCUUGCGAAACGAGGAUGGCGAAAGGUUGUUCGAGUCAACCAUAAUGAAGCCCUCGGACGUGUUACCCGUACUGACGACGACCGAGCGAGAUGAGAAAGCUGGACAAUUCCAGGAACAACUUUUGGGCGAUGGAAUGGAACGGCCUUCCAAUGUUGGCACGGUGACAAGCGCCAGCAGCAGUAGCAGUAGCAGCAUCGGCCCAGUAAACAAUGCGACCGGUCAGGAUGGUUCAGACAUUUCUACCACGAAGAUAGAGAUCGAACUAAUCGAUGACACGUCGGAAACAUCGGCAAGCGACGAGCGUAGCAGCAAACCGACCAUAGACAAUAUAACGGAAAAGCUAGAAGAGAAUGACGAGGUGAUUAGUCGUAUCGAAGAAAACUUCAAGGGCUUCCGGGCAUUCGAAGGUACCGCGGGCGGCGAUGAUGAAGAGGAGUAUCGCGAUGCAAUGGAUGGUCGAAAAGACGACGAAGUAAUCACAAUUGCCAUCUCAUCGGUGACGUUUUCGUCCUCGCAGCAAGAUUCUGCCCAAACUUCCCCUCCUCCGUCUUCAUCUGUGCCAUCGUCAACGGUGGCCGGUACCGAGCAGCAACCAAACGACGAAGAGAUCGGUGUCCCUGUCAGUGGCAGUGAUAUCGUCAAAAAUGGCUACGGUAACCUGUUCAUACCUCGACGUGUCAAAAAGAAUGACCCGUCGACGGCUACAAAGCUAGCCCAGCUUGGCAAAAAUGCUCCGUUGAAGAAGAUUGACUUUGCCGCCACCAAAUUUAACACGGACAACAAUGGCCCGGGUGGUGUGUCCGAUUCUGCCGACGGAAGCAAAAAGGAUAAGCCCGAGUUCUCGACUACAAAGUUCUACAACAGCAAGGAACUGUACAGCGAACUGCAUCAUCAGGCGCUGGUACCGAACAGAACGCAAACGGUUGCAAAGUCCAAAGCAACGGCGGCCAUCCUAUCGGAGAAGGAUAUUAUAACCGCAAAAACAAUGUCCAAACCAGCUCAGGCCAUUUUGGCAGCCUCUUCCAGGAAAUCGUCCAGAGCGCAACCAGCUACGUCCGCCGGGGCAGAUGUAACUGGAGCUAAGGGUGAUAUCAAGCAACAUACCUUAAAGACUAACUUCGUGCUUAACGAGGAAACGGUCCCAAUUGGAGCGAAGGUCAGCAAAUCCAGUACCGCCAGUGUCACAGAGGAUUCGCAACAGCGAAAGAUAAAGUCGCUCGGUUCUGCGGCAUCGGCGAUCAUUGCUGCUACGGCAAAGCUGGCGAAACCUAACCGCGCUUCAGCGACGAGCACGACAACUACAACAGUGGCAGUGGUUGCAUCAGCUGCCGCUGCUACGACAACCUCGCACACGGUGACUGCGACAGCGACAUCGUCUCCAGUUUUGACAUCGGAAGCAGGCAGUAAUGAUGCCAACCGUGUCAGUGUGACGUCUGCCGCAUCCAGCAGAAUCGAUGAGCUUGUGCAAGCAUCGACGAGUGCGGCGACCAACGAGCGCCUGAUGUCGAAGCCAUCUGCGGCUCUGUCCCGUUUGCACGAGAAAAUUAAUACGCUCGAUUGUGAAAUUCAAAGCAUCGCACCCGAUUCCAGCGUUUGGCGUGGUAACGAAACGCACGAACUGCAGCUACCGGCCAUGACACCUGAAGAUUGCUCCGCGGGUUCUAGCUGCACUCCGACCACCAUCUCCUGGGAGGGAACAGCCGAUAUUCAGUCGGGCGAUGUGCUCAUCGUUGAAAUAGACGAUCAUCAUUUGAUUCCCUCGAAUUACAACAAAUCUACGGAAGGCGCCCAUCACACGACCACUGCCGUUUAUCAAGUUACCCGGCUCGGGCACGAGAACUGCGACAUUACCGAAGGCGUCCUGCUCGACAUCACACCGCUGGUGGCCGACGGCAAGAAGCUGGUCACCCUUUACGACAAGGAUCUGACGGAGGGAAUUAAUCUACUAAUUGUCGUCUCCGAGCAGUGGGGCCAACAGUGUGUCCGUCUGAAGGUGACCGUGAAGUCCGACAAUUGUGGCGAAAAUGCUGACUGCUCCGGAAAGGGUGUAUGCUACUCGAACAAUUCCAUGGAGGGAUACGAAUGCCAAUGCUGCAGCGGAUUUGCCGGCACACAUUGUGAGGAGAUUGAUGCCUGCAGCCCAUCACCCUGCACGAACAACGGAAUUUGCGUCGAUUUGUCACAAGGACACGAAGGCAACGCUUAUCAGUGUCUCUGCCCGUACGGCUACACAGGUAAAAACUGUCAAUUCGAGUCGGAUCCAUGCAAUCCAUCGCAAUGCCUGAACGGUGGUACCUGUGUUGGAAAUUCGACACAUUUCAGAUGUGAUUGUACUUCCGGCUAUACAGGGCCUCUGUGCCAGCACAACUUGAACGAAUGCGAAUCGUCACCCUGUGUGCAUGGUAUCUGUGUCGAUCAGGAGGAUGGUUUCCGUUGCUUCUGUCAACCAGGAUUCUCCGGAGAGCUGUGCAACUUUGAAUACAACGAAUGUGAGUCCAAUCCAUGCAUCAAUGGCGGCCAAUGCAUCGACAAUAUCGGUGGAUUCUCGUGCAAAUGUACCCGAGGCUACACGGGCAAACGAUGUCAUAUUAAGGUUGAUUUUUGUGCCAACGAUCCUUGCCCGGAUGGCCAUCGAUGCAUCGACCAUGGCGAUGAUUUCACCUGCGAAUGUCCUGGCGGACGGAACGGUCCGGAUUGCAAUCAAGUUCCACGAACGCUGUGCAACGUGAACCCUUGUGCCAAUGGUGGCACCUGCUGGACAACGGAAGAAUCGUUCUACUGUGCCUGUCGUCCAGGAUUUACCGGCAAAAUGUGUGAAGAAAACUUCGUCAUCGAUACAAUGGUAAGCUCGAGCGAGAUGCUGUCCGAUACGCUGGCCAAUCAGAACGGACUGCGUGCCAUUAGCGGCAGCACGAUGUACGGGGACGACGGUGUUGUAGCACAUACCGGCAAGCACAACAGUGCCAUCGAGCUACACAAUGCGUACAUUGCGGCCGGGACGCUGGCUACCGCCAUUUUGAUAGUGGCCAUCGUGGUAACCGCAUGUCACUGCAAGGUGCACCAGAGCUACCGACAUUUCGCCUCGAAGCACCGUCAGCUCAUUCCCGUGUUUGGACGCCGUGCGAAGCCUGCCAGCAACAAUCGCCACUGGCUCAGCGGUAAAGGCCAUCAGCAGCAACCGCACCACCACCAGAGCCACACAAACCCGAACUACAAUUACGCACACCAGCUGCCCAACUCAUACGCCGGUCUCCAGCCGGAGCGGAUAAUCAACAAACCAUUGCCGAUGAAUUUGGAGAACGAUAUGUACUACACGGUGGACUUUGGUGACUCGCAGAACGCUCCGUUGAUACAGUAAUGAUGAGGAGCGAAACGGGUGGAAAAAUGUCGUCCUCCCUCUCAACGGCUGGAGGGAUGUUGAGGGUGUUGGGUGAGUUCACCUGCUAGGUGUAUGCGUGUCAGAUAGAGGGGUUUGUAAUAUGGUGCGAGAGUUGGUGCAACCGCUGCUGAUGCUGCAGAUGGGAAAACGAUGGUUGGCUGAGCAACACUAACGAAUGCGAAAGGCAUUCACUUUGAUCCUGCUCAUACAAUCUCAUUCGCACCCGACACCAUAAUGGCCAAUUGAAGUUGUGUAAGUAUGAAUAGCGAGUUGACGGGGAAGUAAUUGAUACCUUAUUUGUUCCGUUUCUUGUUCUGCAUUUUUCAAGUACAAUAUGAUAUGACAAUGUUUCCGUUAGUAGCGUGAGCGUGACAAAAUAAGAUUGUGAGUCGCUCGUACGUUUGUUGGAACAAAAGAAAAAAAACAACAUUAAAAAUUAAUUAAAUCACUGAUGAAACUCCCUCCAAAGAUCCCCGCCCGCAUGUUAGGAAGCCUUUUUCAACGAGACAUGUAAACGUAUGUGAACUAGUGUUACGAUAGCUACCCGAACGUAAAAAUAUGUGAGUGCAAAAUUACAUUGUUUGAACGGCACUUGUAUGUUACCAUCCCACUGUAUUGCUGGUGUUUGUUACGUGAUGAUCGCUGCUAAUUUUCUCCCUUAUACCAUUGCAAGACGGCAAAAACUUCUGCAAAAAUGUGUUGAAAGCUCAUGAUUAUGUUCGAUUAUGCGUUUACUCAGUAAGACCUUCCAAAAGGCGAAACAGAACGAUGCAAUUUUAAUGUACUAUCGCGUUGCAUCGCGUAAAUGAUCACUACAAAAGGGUCGGAAAUUAAAGAUCCGUAUCGCAAAACCUAUUGCUUAAAUAAGAAUAAAAAUUGCAAACAGAGCUAAAAGGACGGCUACUGUGCAUUUGGUGAGAUAAAUUUCGAUAACCAUCCGCACAUAAAUUGAUGCUGAAUAAGUCGAGGGAAUUUCUCCGAACGUCGGGGUCGACGCAAAAGUCACUUUGUCGAAUACAUGAUCUUGACGGAACGGGGGUAAAGUAAAACAACUACAUUUCACCAGCACUUGUCUACCGUUUCCUUUGAGAAUAGUCGAUUUGCCAUCGAACCAAUAACUUUCGUGUGUCUCCAAAGGCCAUCCAGUGCUGCUAUCCGUUCGGUCCGGUUAGCAUUUUAUGUUGAGGACAGAGGACCAUCUCGGACUUUGGUGAAGUAUCCUUUCAAGCGAAGAAGCCUCCUUUUCACGCACCUUCUUUAGCGAUGGGUAUUUCGGCAGAAAACCUUUUUGCAGAGGAUUUUCCUCUUUUCUAUCGAUGCGCACUGAACACAGCAGAUGGGUAAGAAGGAUAACAUUCUUGCGUUUGCAAAAAUAAAGGUCACAAGUGAGUGAAGCACGAAACGGAACUAUUCUUCGAAAGCAAAGUGACACAAAAAAAGGGAAAAAAUCAUUGCAUUUAAGAGCGCGUAAUACAAGCUGAAGGGAAGGUUUGCAGAACGAUCGUUCCGGGAACGUUUCUUUCCGUAAUCUUUCUUUGUAAUGGACAAAAACAGGAUACAAAUGCAUCUAGGUAUCAGGUAAAGUGCAAAAACAAAUUACCGGACAGGCAAUGGUUUUUUUUUUGCAAAUGCAAAGAAGAUGUGAGUUUUAAAAAGAUUUUAGAACGAUAGGUAUUGUAACAUUUGUUCGUUCGUCAGCAAUGUUUGUGUUUAAUCGUUACCUAAAUGUUACUUUACACGUUCGUCGUCGAUGUGUCCGUACCGCCGCAAUGUGCGGUCCUGUGGUGUGGUGGACAAAAUGUGCCAAUAUAUUUUGAAUCUCAUUGAACGAAGUAGCAACAUUUGAUGCAUAUAUUAGAGUAAGAAAGUUAAUUUAGCGCAAGAGCGAUAUGUGAGAAUGCACGCUGAUGGAGAUACUUUAUCCAGCAUGUAAUAAUUUCGAAAAAGAGAAAGCAUAGACAAAAGGGCUAACAAAAACUAAGCAAAAUUCAUUGAUAUCUUAAUACCACAGCAAAACAAAACAAAAAAAAAAACAUAAAUACGACUUUUUCUCAAGCUACCAAAAUCUUAGCUAAAAUACCAGUUACUUGACAAUGAGUGAAAAAAACACGAACUAAUAACAUACAUCAAGAGAAUGAUAAAAUUACUUACAAAUUUCAAACUUUAUUACAAAACAAACCAUACAACUGAACUCUUCCAAGCGAGCAAGCUGAAAAAAAACACUGAACCCCAACCUAGAAAUAGAGGGCAACCCACUGCAACAAUGGAACGGUACGCUGAGGCUGGUUCAGAAACAUAUUUAUAUAGAGAUGCAACUAGUAGCGCAGUAGACCGGGUUGCGUUUGCGUUUUUACGUUUGUGUGCAUUUAUUCGAACUUUAAUUCAUUUGGAUGGUUAAUCAACUACAAACACAAUGUCGCAGCCGAUUUGUUGUAGAACAAAAAAAAAACAAACACAUGGUGGUCAUAUUGUUUAGCGAAAGAACAUAAAGAAACGAUGAUUCUAUUCAUACCUGCCUUUAUAGAUAUUGUUUCCUUUGCAUUGUAGAAAAACAAACAAACAAAAAAACCCAAACAAUGAUUGGUAGAAGACCACAUGUGUAAUGAAUCAGUUACAGGUGCUUUUGGUAAAUGCUACUCGUAUUGCAACAAACAUAUACCCUACUUGCCAGUCCUCUCCGGUGCUUUCUCCCAGCUAGUGAAAUAGAACACUAAACAAUUUACAACCUUUUCGAAUCUUCAAUCAUGUCACAACAUAGCUUCCUUUAUAGAGCUUUUAACGUAGGCGAACAAAACAUAAAAGAAAACGGAACGACGUUGUUCUUCGCAGAACAAAAGAAGCGUAUCCUACAUCGAGAUGCUAGUGUUUGGGAACAGUAUUUUAAGUAUCCAUUGCGUUCCAUGACUAACAUGCAUAGAAGAUUUAAUCAAAUGUACAUCUUAUCGUAGAUAAUAGACAGACAACACGCGCACACAUAGGACACACGCAUAGCAAAGCCAACGGAACAAAAUUGCCAAACUAAUGUACUAAUACGAAAGGAAACGCGUACCACCAUGUGUGCAAUAAUUUAUGGACAACAAAAUGAAACUCUCCUUCCUACCAAUGCUGCUCCACGUAUGUUUGCGCGGUUUGACCCUGGGUUGAAGCGUUGGAUCUUAAAGCUUAACGCGAAUCGGCUCAGCAGCAACAUGCUCACAUACACCCACACAUACAUACAUAUCAUCCGACUAUAUUGAAUGUAGCCAAGGUGUAUGCUUCGAAUGUAAGUGUGUUGCGGUUUAUGCACUAUUGACACAUUUUAAGUAACCACGUGUAUGCAAACACAAAAUGGCUUCAUUGGUUUUCGACGCUUCUUACAAGGGAAGCAAACACUGCAACAACCAUGUCAACCUGUUGUAUGUAUGUAUGUGUGCGUAUGUGUGUGUGUGUGUAUUAAAAAAUACAUACAAUCCCUCCAUGAAUGAUAAAUUGCAGUCGUCCGCUGGAGCAAGUUUUUGAUUUUAUUAAGCUUUAUGUCCAUUCUACUGCAUGAGUGUAUUUGAGCGAAGCUGAUGUUUUGAAAUCGAUACAAUGCUGCUGGAUGUGUUCGUUGUACAUCGAGCCUUAGUUCGAUCUGCUGUCAAUUGAAACAACACACGCGAGGGGUAAAGUGUAAGUGUACGUAUUAGCUGGAAGUAUUUGUUUAUAGUUAAGGAAAUGGAAAUUGGUUCCAUUAUUUGAUUUCGUUCCAAAAUGAUAAUAAGCGUGAUAGUUAUAUUCUACUACAUAUAUUAUAUUCCAUUAAGUCAGUACUAAUGAUGUUGUUAAGAUGGCAUCAAAAACAGCAGGUGUUUUAUUUGUUAAAUUUCUACCUUUUCCUUAAAUAAAAUGGAAAAUAUUACUCUUUCGAACUGAAGUGUUUACGUGGUAGCAGUACUGUUAAUUUGUUAGCUUUCCUAUUGUAAAUUAAUUGCUUAAAAGGACGCUUGUGCUCCAUUCCAGCUUCCAGUCACUAUUCUGUAGAACACUUGAUAAAACUGUCAGAGCGAUAAGAGCAAAACGAUAAGAAAAGCGCAACAGAUUUAAAAUCAAAGAUGAAGCAGAAGCCGUACGGAGUGGGUGAUGGUUUUUAAGCUAGCUAAUAAAAUAUUCAAUGGUUCGGUACUUGAGACACGCACAGGGUGUCGCGCCGAGCAAGAAGCAAUGGACACAGGACACAGCAAUUGAGGUAGCAAAAUCAAGCUCAACAAUAUGCUUCUAGUUCGUUGCACAUCAAAACUCGUCCUUUUUGCCAAAUCUGCAACCUGUGACCAUAAUGCUGUUUGUAAUAAUGUUUUACGUUCCGUUUUCGUGCAAAACACUGCAUCCAAUAACUGUUUAAGGUGAGGUUAGAGAUCGCAAAGCAUGCAAAAAAAAAAUAUGAGCGCAAAGGUGCGCCAGACGAUAGCAUAAUGUAGAGGUACAUGACAAGUAUUUUAUUCGUACAUAAAACCAACCAACCGACAGGCGAUGGGUGGUGGACGAUGCUCCAGCAACCUUUACCUUCUAAUUGCAUGAGUAAUACACAAGACAGUGACAAAAUAAACAAGAAAAUUGUUAUAAAAUUUA